Messenger RNA from Amoebophrya sp. A25, 1818 nucleotides. NCBI's taxonomy places the organism in Eukaryota, Dinophyceae, Syndiniales, Amoebophryaceae. The record is from the annotation of a GenBank genome assembly.
CUCAAUUAUAUGUCCUCUCCUCUGUCCUAGUAUCGCGUUAUCGCUGCAAAUAAACGCUCAAGACAACUCAUCUAUCUCUAUUCCCUUCGAGAAUCAGCUUGCUAUACCGAUGAAGUGUAUGAAUUUCUGAGGUGAUCCUCCAGAUUGUUCGGAAAAAAACUGUUGUUCUAUGAGCAGGCAGCUACUACAACUCCUACAAGAAGAACAAAAGGAACGAAUAAAUGGGUUGUGGUUCCUCCAAAGCUACCAAGAAAGCUCGACAAGAGCUUGCGGAGCUACAGGAGCAUGUGCGGGAAUUGAUGAAUCCAAACGUCUUUUUCUUCGACCCAGAUGCUAGUGAAGCCGUUCACGUGUAUGGGGAAGGCGACUUGGGAGAUGAAAUCAUCGACUUGGAUGCGUUGCAGUUGGAGGAUAACUAUGGUCACACAUAUUUAUAAUUAAAAAAGCUCUACCCCAUGAGUGGGUACAUCAAUCAAUCAACUAUAUGCGGCCGUCUAACAAGCGGCGGUGCUGGAUAACGGAGGAACAAACAGACCCAGGGCCAACCCUGGACUGUGCAAGUACAUCAAUCAAUCAAUCAAUCAAUCAAUCAACGCGAUGAGGAGUUUUAGCGUGUCUACGUCUAUUUAAGAAUAUCUGACAAAGGAAUAUUAGAAAGCAUCUAUCUACAGUGAUUAGAUCUGGCGGAAUAGGAAUAGGCCCCCUGUGUGUAGUUUUAAACACGAUCUACUAGAGGUAGGAGCAUAAUCUUCCUCUAACCUCGAACCGGCGACCAUUCCCCAGAACGCAAGAAAGCGUCCUCCGUCAAUGCGAACGCUGCGGAAGUGAGGUAUGCAGUAUUAAGAGUCCAGACCUUUGAAGAGGUGAAUUUCGAACAAGGGGGGCGUACCGGCAAGCUGCGACCAACAAGUGUGACGCGGACACGAGAUUUCUCGCAAUCGGAUAUUCCACCAUCGUUUGUGGCUGGUACGAAAGGAGGAAGCUUGGCGAAUAAUAACAUUAUGACUCUGAGGGAGUUGUUGUGGUUGUACUUAGAAAUAGAAUAUCGUGGUAAAUGAUGUAUGGCUCUGGUAUUUGGUAACCUGAAUUUGAUCAUAAGGGUUCUCUUCUUGUUUUCCCUUAUGAUCCAAUUCAGGUUACCAAAUACCGGAACCAUUCAAAUAAGAACAAAAUAGACCUAAAUGAGAAACUCAAACACAUGAAAAUUCUAUGAGAGAAGUAGUUGCAUACAACUCCUCUAACUCCCUCACCAGUCUUGACGAUCCCGACGAGCAAGAUGUCAAAGACCAUGCAGCUGCGGAUAGCAUUGGUCUAAGGGACAUCAUAUUUGGUGGUUUGACCUGGACCGGAGCUCGGCGACAAGGAGAACUGACCGUGAGUACUGCGUUAUCAGAGGCUCUAGCCUGUGGAUGGACGUUGGUGGAUAGCAGUACUACGAGAACCUACACGCCACAUAGGAUUGGGAUGGGCAGAAGGCUAGUAAGAGAAGAAACGUUCACCUUGUACAAGAAGAAUAGUGAAGCACCAACGUAUAAAAUCUGAAGUAGAACAUGGAGAGGAAUCGUCCUAUAGAAUCUGAUAUCAACUUUAAUUUCUGACCACUUGAAUUUCAUCUUCGUAGAAGGUACUCCCUACAAUGUUGGUAUAAUAACCUGCACUCUGCAGAGCUGCUUGUCAAUACGGAGAUCUGUUCGCUACUUAAUAAAAAACUGCUCUUUGUUGUAUAUUUAGUAUUGAUUCUCCUCAAGAUGAAGAAGAAGAUGAAGUUGAAGUAGACCAUACCCCUCUAAAAGACGACUCGUCAUCAGCACCAGCACG